This is a messenger RNA of Zymoseptoria tritici IPO323, 458 nucleotides long. RefSeq lists its product as uncharacterized. The transcript has 3 exons. The annotation marks the transcript as partial. Lineage: Eukaryota; Fungi; Ascomycota; Dothideomycetes; Mycosphaerellales; Mycosphaerellaceae. The record is from RefSeq and is a predicted model, not a curated record.
AGCGUCGUGUGCGAUGUCUCUGCAAUUGUCUAUGAGUAAAAUCCUGCUCAUCUACCUCAACCUACGCCGCUCAGUCUGCAAUCGACAGAACAAACUUCAGAUGACGAACCCCACGAGCAAGAGCGCACGUCUUACCACAACGCUUGACGAACUGGCGCAGCUCGAAAUUCAGACGCCAAACACCCCAGCAACCAGCAGAGCCACCAUGAACGAAGACUUCCUUGCGCAGCUCGAUCGCAUGCGCCACCUGUCGCUGCUAGAAAAUAGAAACCGAGCGCUUCCAUUGACUGCGCAGCAAAUCCAGCAGCUGUCACCGUUCAUGACAUCAGUUCCGGUCCAUCGACCGCAAGGAGCUGAAGGAAGCUGGGGAGGAGAUCAACCAGAAUUUCGGUCUGCAGAGGCUGCCUGUAAUUCCACGUGUCAAGAGCUCACCACGACAUGCGCAAAGAAAGUCAUGU